Molecule: messenger RNA, 3424 nt
Organism: Myotis myotis
Lineage: Eukaryota; Metazoa; Chordata; Mammalia; Chiroptera; Vespertilionidae
Gene: NHEJ1
Product: non-homologous end joining factor 1
Exons: 8
Coding region: 169-1068 (299 amino acids)
Biological process (GO): double-strand break repair via nonhomologous end joining
Cellular component (GO): nucleus; DNA ligase IV complex
Molecular function (GO): DNA end binding
Source: RefSeq, a predicted model, not a curated record
CUUUCGGUUUGCGUGGGCGGCAGGCCUGCCGCGGGGAGGGUGGGAGCUGUUGCAGCCGCUCACGGGAGGAAUUUCAUGAGACUUAUUUGAUAUUGAACUGUCUGCUGGUCUUCCCUGCCCCCAGGCCUGUAAUAUCCUGGGACACUGCUAAUUAAGACUUUCCUGCAGAUGGAAGAACUGGAGCAAGGCCUAUUGAUGCAGCCAUGGGCCUGGCUACAGCUUGCCGAAAACUCCCUCUUGGCUAAGGCUUAUAUCACCAAGCAGGGCUAUGCCUUGCUGGUUUCAGAUCUUCAAGAGGUGUGGCAUGAACAGGUGGAUGCCAGUGUGGUCAGCCAGCGAGCCAAGGAGCUGAACAAGCGCCUGACUGCCCCCCCUGAGGCUUUUCUCUGUCAUUUGGAUGAGCUGCUUCGCCCACUGUUGAAGGACAUUGUUUGCCCUGGGAAAGCUACCUUCUCCUGUGAACGUGUGGCGGAGGCACUGAUACUGCAGGUGCGGAGUGAGCUCUCUGGCCUCCCCUUCUGUUGGACUUUCCACUGCAUCCUGGCUAGCCCUUCCUUGGUCUCCCAACAUUUGAUUCGUCCUCUGAUGGGCAUGAGUCUGGCAUUGCAGUGCCAAGUGAAGGAGCUGGCAACAUUGCUUUGUAUGAAAGACCUAGAGAUCCAGGACUACCAGGAGAGCGGGGCUACAUUGAGCCGAGACCGGUUGAAGACAGAGCCAUUUGAAGAAAAUUCUUUCUUGGAACAAUUUAUGGUAGAGAAACUACCAGAGGCAUGCAGUGUUGGUGAUGGGAGACCCUUUGUCACGAAUCUACAAAAUCUGUAUAUGGCAGUCACCAGACAAGAGGUCCAAGUGAGACAGAAGCAUCAGGACGCUGGAGAUCCUCAGACCUCAAGUAGUGCUUCUGCACAAGGAACUGAUAACCAACUUCUGAACCAGCCAGAAGAGCCAGUUUCCUCAGCACCAUCUCUCCCAGUGCCUGACAAAGAACCCACAGGUACUUCAGGCCCUGUGAAGAGACCUCAGCUGUCCAAGGUCAAGCGGAAGAAGCUAAGGGGGCUCUUCAGUUAAGCCACUGUCUCAACUGCUGAGGAUGGACCCAGAGAACAGUUCCUGGUGCAACCUUGAAAGGAGCUCCUGGGGCAGCAGGAACUCUGACAUGGUUACAUCAUCAGAGGCUGGAUCACUGAAGUUCAUAUUCACAGGCCACCUGAAUGAGUGCUAUUAACUGACAGAAUCUUGGCUCCACCCAUUGGGCAUUGGCCUGUCCCAGUGGAAGCCAGUCUCUGGGAAUCCCAUACCUUCCUCUCUUUUGGUGGAGGCUCUCUAGACCCACGACCCUACCAUGGACUUUAGGUGUAUAGAACAAAUCAGCAAAAAGGCACAACAUGCUUAGGAAGCCUUGCCUGUCUUUCCCUAGCCAAUUCCAGGUGCUCCUCAGAGAGGCUUAUCAAAGGUCACACAACUAAUAAGUAACAGCCAGAAUUUGAACCCAGACAGCUGAGUUCCUCAUUCUAUACGUUACUGAAACCAUUUUCCAGGGAGGAUGUCAGAUCCUUCUUUCCUGUCUUCCACUGUGGCAUCCUUCUAUGACCCUGCCUACUUUCAAUAGGAUGUUCUAGUCCUCAUUGCUCCUCAAGGCAGGAAACUUUAAAGACUCUGGGACUUACCUCCUUGUCCUUACCUGCUGGUAGAGUCGGAGAGAGUCACCAGGGCUCAUCCCAGUAGCUGCUGUUAACUUUCUUUACCUCCAGACCACAGUGUCCUAGGGUGUACCCAGUCGUGACUGUCAUUGAAGUGAAGUCAUUGGGAACCAGGUAAAAUCAAUCUAUAGAUGCCUCAUUUUGUUCUUUAGUUUCUUUUUGGCAUAAUUUAGGUAACCAGGUUUCAGGAUCUACAAGAUCUGAGACCACAUGGGAAAAUGGAAAGACUUCCCCAGCAAGCUGGGAGAAAAUGUGGGUUCUUCACCUGGAUAAUCCCUCUGCCUUAAGAGCAUAGUCUCCAGCGUCGGCCUUUUUCAUCACAGGGGGUUCUGGGGUGUGUGAGUCCCCCCAAAUUAUAAGUAAAACCCUAGAAGCAUAACUUUGUUUCAUGUUCUCAAAAGAAUGUGUACUUUUUUAAAAGGUUAAGUAAGAAUAUGCCUAAUUUCCUCUCUGUCCACUGCCCACUGUAUCCCCAAAAGGCUGCUGUCUCCAUGGGAAUAUUGCCCAAAUACAACCUUCUAUAAACAUUGCUUCCAGAGGUCCUGCCUCAGGCAUUCUUGCCUUGAACCUCUUACCCCCAAACCUAGGGGUGGUGGUUGAGAAUCUUUCGUCCAGGGCAACUCCAGGGAAAUCCCUGCCUUGACAAAUUGGCCUAACCAGGCUGUAUUCCAGCCCUGCCCCCUGGCUUGGGCCCCUCCCGAAGGCCCCCAGCCUGGCCCAACCCCCACUCCACAUGCACAUAAAAGGGUCGAAUUCUCGUGGCUGCUCCAUAAAUUUUAUUCCGUAAAUAUUAGUUUUCCCUGUGUUUAAUAAAGCAGUGGCCCACCUCCCCGCCUACCCGCCCGCUCCCCGGGGCCGGGGCUGGGGCCAGGGCUGGCUGGUGGGAGAAGGGACUCUUUCAAUUGCUUUGGAGUAUUUUUAGAAAAAAAAAUAAUAUAAGGUGGUUUACACGAGCCAGCCAGCAAACCAGGAGCAGGACUAGAGACCUCGAGGAAGUUCCUGCAGGAACUUGACCUAAAAAGUAGAGAAAUAGCGCCACCUAGGCUGCAAGGCCUACUUGGCCUGGCUGGCCGGCUCACCCCUCCCCCACAGUCAGCUCGGACUGGCCAGCUCUUUGCUGGAAAAGAAAUCUUCACUCCUUAGCACUCCAGCUGGGCAGCAUCUCCUUUACUCAGGCCUCACAGAGGGCUCUCCCAGCAGUCCUUGAAGGCAGAGCCCAAGCUGGGUCCUGGAAAAUCCCACUGGGGUCAUUCUCUUUCCUCCCGUGACAGGCAGCCAGUCUCCCAGAUCAAGGAGUGUUUCCAAAGGAUAGUGACAUUAUUGAGAAGGUAGGAAGGAGCUCCUAGUCUGUCUUCCCACUGGAUCCUGAGGCUCACCCUGGAAUUCUUAGGGUGUAAGGUGGCAAAGUGAAAUCGGUGCUCCUUGGCUCUGGACUUGGAAUCUCUCCCUGUCAGACCUAGGGCCUCCCACCAUCGCCUCUAAUGCAGGUCCCCACAGUGAGAUACUCAAGUCUCCUGCACACGCGGCCCUCCUGCUUCUUCACUUUAUCCUGUGGUACAUCUGAACCCCCUUUUCUUGCCUUUCUGUUCACUAAAACCUCCCAUUUUCCGAAGCCCUUAUAUCCUCCUCCUCCCUGGUCCUCUGGAGAUAAGCAGGAGCCCCAUGUGUCACUCUCCAUAGGAAGAUGGCGGAAGGAGCAGGAAUAAAAGGCCGUGCCCCUUCUG